Molecule: messenger RNA, 1215 nt
Organism: Epithele typhae
Lineage: Eukaryota; Fungi; Basidiomycota; Agaricomycetes; Polyporales; Epitheliaceae
Exons: 8
Coding region: 1-1215 (404 amino acids)
Source: RefSeq, a predicted model, not a curated record
AUGUUGUCUGCCAUCCCCGUCCUCGCCGCUCUCGCCACCCUUGCCCCGGUCGCGAACGCCCACGUCGCGUUCUGGCACAACUCUAUGUUCGGGUUCAAUGUCACCGACAACACCUUCAGCUAUGACAAUCGUCCCCAGGUUCCGUUGUACAGCAUGACCUACGACCAGUGGUGGCUUCACGGCCACAAGGAUUACCCUCCUGAUGCAGGCGCUUUCUUCGAGCUCCCCGCCAACGGUCGUGUCAACACCGAGCUCUCCUGUGAUAAGGGUGCUACUAGCUGGUAUGCCUCCUCUCAGGGCGGCAACGUUGGGUACGGGAGCAAUUCUCCCUGCCCCGGUGCCCAAACAUCUGCUUUCCACACCACCGGCGAGGACGACGUCAAGGGCUGUGCCCUCGCCAUCGCGUACAAGUCCGAUGUAAACGACCUCAAGCCUGACGAUCUCGUCGUCUUCUCCGUCAACCACAAAUGUGUUUGGACGCUCAACACCGAGUUCGAAGUCCCCCAGCUGCCUGCCUGCCCGGAUGGUGGCUGUCUCUGCACCUUCAACUGGAUUCACUCGAUCGACAGCGGUUCUGAGCAGAUCUACCAGAACGCCUUCAGGUGCAAGGUGACCGGCGAUGUUGGCACCAAGGCUCUUGGCACCCCCGCUGUUCCCCGUCGCUGCGGUAGCGAUCCCAGCGAGACCCUAGCCACAGCCAACCCAGGCAACUGUACCGUCGGUGCGAAGACUGCCAUGUACUGGUACCAGAAGGAUGGCAACAACAUGUUCGAGGACACCUACCACGCGCCCUACUACAACGACCUCUACGGUUUCUCUGAUGGCCCUCAGACUGACAUCUUCGAGAAUGGCGUGAUUGCCUCUCUUGCCUCGUUCGGCGUCUCGAAGACUGCUUCUUCGACUAACGCUGCUACCUCGACGGCUGCGACAACAGCUAAGGCUGCUACCACCACCGAAGCUGCGACGACUACCAAGGCUGCCACCACGGCUGAGGCUACUUCUACGAAGGCUACCACCACGGCUGAGGCUGCUUCUACGAAGGCUACUACCACUACUGAAGCUGCUUCUACGCAAGCCGGCGAUGUGAAAGUGGCAUCUACCUCCUCCGAGGCCGCAUCCACGUCCGCGACGGCGAGCUGCCGCCGCCGCUCGUCCGACGCCCGGAAGCGUGACCUCGCGAAGAAGCACGCGCGCCACUUCGCUGGCCACCACUAA